CUGAGAAUGUGUGAAGGUUGUCUGAAAGAUCUGUCUUGAAGUCAUUAUUUGCGAUCUUGCUAUUUCCCUUUGAGGCAUAUUCAGUCAUCUAGCUAAGGUUUUGAUCGACCUCCAACAUGGUUUAUCUCACUUCUUUGUUACUGAAGCAGUAUCACGGAGGUCAUGUUGUGAUCAGGUUGUCGAUGAGCGGCUGCACGAACCGGCCGUUUUACCGCAUAGUGGCCGCCUACAACAAGCGCGCCCGCGACAGUAAAUACAUCGAGCAGCUGGGCUCGUACGACCCCCUCCCCAACAUCUACAACGAAAAACUCGUCAGCUUCAACUACGAGAGAAUAAAGUACUGGAUCGGGUGCGGCGCUCACCCCACAAAACCAGUGGCCAAACUUCUCGGGCUGGCGGGGUUCUUCCCUCUGCACCCCAUGACGGUGACGAACGCGGAGCGCCAGCGGAACCAGGCGGCUCUGACGGAGGGGGGCGGCGGCGGGGAGGAGCGGGAGGACCAGGAGGAGCAGGACCAGGGGAGUCAGAGGGAGGCGUAGAGCUCCAGGACGCGCAGACGCACUCCGGGAUGAGAGCGCGCUGAGGGCAGCC
Molecule: messenger RNA, 591 nt
Organism: Megalops cyprinoides (Indo-Pacific tarpon)
Lineage: Eukaryota; Metazoa; Chordata; Actinopteri; Elopiformes; Megalopidae
Gene: mrps16
Product: mitochondrial ribosomal protein S16
Exons: 4
Coding region: 117-539 (140 amino acids)
Biological process (GO): mitochondrial translation
Cellular component (GO): ribosome; mitochondrial small ribosomal subunit
Molecular function (GO): structural constituent of ribosome
Source: RefSeq, a predicted model, not a curated record